AUGGAAAAUCAAUACACAAGCCCUCAAGGGCAGUUUUACUUUCACCCUGGGCAUCCAGCCACUCCAAUUCAGAUAUAUUCGCCUCAAUAUCAUCAUCAGGCAUACGGAAACUCGCAGCCCUCUACUCCCACACCUUCCCUUCUCCGACGUUCACACAGCGAAGCUUCGUUUGGGCGCCCAGUUCGCAGAUAUCGCACGACCCAGCAAAAACUAGAGACAUAUCUGGUGCUGCUCAUAGACCAUGAAUGGACAAUUGGGGAUCUCCUAUACCAUUUGUUCAACUUCGAAGCUGGCUCGAAGAAAUCUGGACCACUGCGUAGUGAACGGCAUGCGCAAAUGGUUAGUAAAUUCCUUAGGGGAGAGUGUGACUUUGGAGUUGGAGUAAUCUUGGAUUUGUGGCUAAGAAGUCCAUCGGCAAUCCCAGCAGAAGGAGUAGAAGAGGAGGGGAAACUUUACUUGACAACCGCUGAGUAUCACAAACUCAAAUCGGCUUGGCCCGCAAUCACAACACUUGCUGCACACCUUGUCUACAAGCAAUUUGAUAAAGAACUGCGCCAGGUUGUUAAAAAGAAGAGUGGGCUUCACACCUUUUCAACAAAUGGAAGCCCUGUACCGCUUGACAAUUAUGGCUCAAAGACCUUCCUCAGCGCUGUCAACACAUUCAAAAAGGUUCAGCCACUUACAUGGGACAUCAUUUUGCGCCUUGCUACACCAACACCUCGUCGGAAGGCUGGUCAGGAAGUGAUAGUAAGACGGAUUGAGCGCCCCCCUGAACUGGUUGCGGCAGAGUUGUUGAGCAGUCUCGCAUUCACCCGAAAUCGCUACGCCAAACUGGUUCCUGCAUCAAUCAGCUUUUUAUACUUUGCCUGCUCAGCCAAUCGAUACAUGUAUUCUCUUGGAAGCCGUAUUGCGAUGACAACAAGCUAUCAUGCAGUCUAUGAAGCUUUGAAGAAACAGGCUGCACAUGACCAAGAAGCAGUGAGGAAACUCGGCUCAAGUUUGACAACAGCAAUCAUGCUCUGCUUGGAUAAUGUCCAAGUCUAUGUCAAUCCACGCGACCCUCGUCUCGCACGUCAGGCCCAUAUGUUGCACGGUACAGCUGGGACUGGCUUCGUUGUCGAGAAUUUCAAUCCGUCUGCUCUGGAUCUGUCGAAGAAACAUGCAAGACUUGCUGAGAACAAACGCAAAGAUCUUACAUGUGGCGGCAUUUGGGCAAACAUCAACCAUCAACAUCUUGAUACAGUAUGCAUCAUACAGUGGCUUCAUACGCUUGUUGAGUAUGUUCCUCAGCUAUCAUCAUACAAGUCAGCCGUUCAAAAUCUCUACGCUGGUGAUGACAAACAAUGA
This is a messenger RNA of Pleurotus ostreatus (oyster mushroom), 1347 nucleotides long. RefSeq lists its product as uncharacterized. The record is from RefSeq and is a predicted model, not a curated record. Lineage: Eukaryota; Fungi; Basidiomycota; Agaricomycetes; Agaricales; Pleurotaceae. The transcript is spliced from 2 exons. Bases 1 to 1347 code for a protein of 448 amino acids.